Colletotrichum spaethianum is the source of this 3111-nucleotide messenger RNA. RefSeq names its product fork head transcription factor 1. Gene Ontology annotation, molecular function: DNA-binding transcription factor activity; protein binding; sequence-specific DNA binding. Gene Ontology annotation, biological process: regulation of ribosomal protein gene transcription by RNA polymerase II. Lineage: Eukaryota; Fungi; Ascomycota; Sordariomycetes; Glomerellales; Glomerellaceae. Gene Ontology annotation, cellular component: nucleus. The record is from RefSeq and is a predicted model, not a curated record. The coding region runs from base 1 to 3111 and encodes 1036 amino acids. The transcript has 2 exons.
AUGACUUCGUCCAACGCCGGCCAAAAUGGCCUGGCGCCUGUGCCGACUACGCCGCCGCCCAAGAACAAGACGACGCCAACACCCGGCCGACCUGACCCCGACGACCACAACACGACCACGAACACGACCGCGACCGCCGCCGCCACCGCUGCCGAUCAGCAGCAGCCGCGCGCCGACGCAUCCAAUACCGCCCAGCAAUCCAACGACGACACGUCGAACAACCGCCAAUCAACACCGGGAGCAGCCGACGCCGUGAUGACCGACGCCGACGCCAAUAGCGCUCCGCCUGCGACAAUGUCGCACCCGGCUUCAGCCGCUCAGAUGGACGCCGACCCUUUCACCUCGUCCUUCCCACACACCCCAAUGCCGAACAUGGACCACGCCUACAUGAUGAUGGCUCUCGCGCACAUGGCCGGCAAUCAGAUGUCCAACCAGAUGUCACCGCCCCCGACCGUCACGCCAGCCCAGGUCACCCUCCCCAGCACCAUGGGCAACGGCAACGACCCCCUCGUCGCAAGCACACACAAUCUCGCUGCCGCGACACAAGGCCUCGAAUCCUUCGCGCGGAUAGAGUUCGCCGACAGUGUCUUCCAGAUGACCACCUACGCCGUUAUCAUCGGCCGUGAUCAAAAGGCUCUGAUGCAGGCCAAGAGAGACGAGAAGUAUCGGAAGAAGGCCGAAGAAUACGAACGCGACGGGCUGCCGCCUCCAGAACCCUUUAACCAGAGGAAGUUCAGCAAGUCGUACGUCAGUGAGGAGGGAGGCAUGCUGGGACCCGAGUCCGACAGCGAGGGCGACGGCCGCCCGGCCAAGCGCCGCAAGACCACCAGCACCGGGUCUUCGCAGAGGCCGGAAGAAGACGAGGCGGACGAGAAUUUCAUUUCCAAUCGUCAGUAUGUCUCGCACACACCCGGCGCAGCAGCCGUGGACCUGGCUUCGUUGCGACCCUCUCCUCAUCACGUUCCGUUCAUCGGCAUCCACUCGCCAGGACCCGACAUAGCGAAAAAGACAAAGGCCAUCUCAAGGGAACACUUGAAGAUCCAGUUCAACAAGGAACAAGGGGUCUUCGAGGCCAUUCCGCUUCACAAGAACGGUUUCUUCAUCGACGACGUACACCACAAGGAGGGCGUCGCCGUAUUGCGCAGUGGCGACCAAUUACAGAUCAAAGACGUCGACUUCCGCUUCGUGAUCAAUGGCGUCCCAGAAGGCCGGACGGGCGCCGAAGAAUAUCUGGAGGAGGACAAACUCAAGAAGAAGAAGCAGACAGGUGGAAAGGAGAUGAGCUUCGAGUUUGAGGCGUCGCACGGCAACGGUCUGGAUGAUACAAGCGAUUCAUCUCUCAGCUCGCCAGCGCCCUCCGAUGCAGGCCUGUCUGACAUCGAAAUGGAAGGAGAUGGCGCAUCUUCUGAUGGGGCAGGGGCACCACUGGGCUACCCGAACAAGAAGCGGGGGCCUGGCAGACCACCGAAGAAUGGCUUCAUGUCCAAGCGAGAGCAACGGCUGCUCAAAAAGGCACAGCAGGAGAUGGCGAAGAAGACGUUACCACAGCCACCUCCCGGAGAGCCGCCCAUCAAGAGGAAGGUCGGGCGCCCGCGCAAGCAUCCCUUACCAGAAGAAGGGGGCGAUCGGCCCGAGAAGCGCAAGUACAAGCCCCGGAAGCCCAAGGGCGAAGAUGGCGCAGAAGGGUCAGACGCCGAAAGACGGGCCAAAGAGAAAAAGGAGAAGAAGGUCCGGCCCAAGUCGCCGCCCCUGGAACUCAAGAUCGAGGAUUACACCGAGGAACAGCUCCAGAAGCCGAACAAGAACUACGGAGUGCUCAUCGACGAGACCCUCACUGCAGCAGGGCCCGACGGCCUCACGCUCAAACAGAUUUACAAACGGAUUACUCAGAGAUACCCCUGGUUCUACUUCCACACAGAGACGAAGGGCUGGGAAUCCAGUGUACGGCACAACCUCAUUGGGAACGAGGCUUUCAAAAAGGACGACACGACAGGCUUGUGGUCGAGAGUGCCCGGUGUCGAGCUCGACGCCGGCAAGAAACGCAAGGCCUCCUCGCCAGAUCGGUCCGUGAGUGCGGGCUACGGCCACUACAAUCACCCGAUGUACACUCAGUACGCCCAGCAGCAAGGCCAUAUGCCUCCUGGCUACCAACACCUGCCGCACAAUUACCACGCGCAAGCCUACGCCGGACAACAAGCUCAAGCAGCAGCAAGAACACCUCAGUACUCGCCUCCAGGCGCUACGCCGACCCCUGGUCAGCCCGCGCCACCAGUGGCCUCCCAGCCAGUUGCACCAGCAACACUCCCUGGCUACGGGGCCGCUGCUGCCAUUGCCCGGCCUCAAGGCGUGGCAGGGCAGCCGUCUACGUACAGUUCACCAUAUGCGUCAAGGCCGCCUCCUACCCACCCGGCUGUCAAGACCGAAGACAGCGCCGCCUCAACAUCAGCACCGCUCACAACACAACCUGCUCCGGCCGCCAUCCCUGGAGCGCAACCACCACAGAUACCCACUGCUGCACCACAGCAAGCUCGACCCGCUCCCACACCACCAGCGCAAGCCGAACCCCGCCCCGUCAUUCAGCCUAGACUGCUGUCUGCUGUCAAUGGCUUAAAGAACGGCCUCAUUGAAAACCUAAAGAAGGCGAAGAACCCCAAGGCCGAAGCCAUCGUCAUGUCCGCCCUCAACCGCUGUCUGGGGCUCAAGAACGCGGCCACCGAAAACCAGACCAUGGAGGAUAUCUGCAUGAAGGGCAUACAGAAACUCCUGGACGGCUUCUCCACGCGGAGCAACACGCCCGGAUCAGGAGGCACGCCAACCCCGACCGGACCUAGUAACGUCUUCGACCCCAAGGUCUUCAACGCGCUGGUCGGUUUCAAGAACGUCUCGUCAAACGCCCUCAAGGUGAGAAUUGGCGAGGGCAAGGCCGAAGCCGUUACUUUGUCUGCCAUUGACCGGGUACUGGGCCUGGCAGACGCGAGCAUCGUACCGCCGCCUGCGGAGGCCAGCACCUCGGGAUCGCCAGCGGCGGGUUUUGACGGGAUCGAGUCGCACUUGAUGAACUCGGUGAAGCAACUCUUGUUGGGUCUCAACCAGAAGCUGCACGGAACAUAG